AUGGGAAGUUGUUGUGCGAAGAGCGACACUUCGGUUGACAUCGAUGAUAGCGGCCGUGGAGUGGAACGGGAUACUGAAGAUGAUAACAACGUAUACAUCCUCCAGUAUCAGUCGCGUGGAGAGGUGCUGAAAAUGCUUGAACUGGAACCAACACCUCACGAAGCAAGUGUGAUGACACAGUCUCCCAGCUUACCAACGGAUGGACCAGCGGCGGAGGAGUGCGCUGAGGCGGAGCUUUCUGACCCCCUUUCCUGUUCGUCGACAACUAUCGUAACAGUACGGAGUGAGCGGAGGGCAGCCGAUCGUUUUUCAGCCAACUCGCUGACCUGGACGUUGCCAGAGGUAAGUGCGACGACGGUGAGUACCCGCUUCGACCACGCACGAACGACAUCGUUCAUGGGGAGCGAUGACGAUUUCUCUUCAGUGGAGUGGAGCGCUAACUCUAGAAAAGAUAGGCGGUUAAUGCUGCUGCGGGACAGAGAUCGAGCCGCGCAGCGUGAUAUGGUAAUGAACGAGAUGGAUCAAAGGCGGUUCAUUGCUGAACACGCCAACCGAGCACACCGGGCUAUCCUGGUGACGUACAUUAGGAACCGUCUCGAGAUAGAGAGGAGGGUUUCGUACGAGGAGUUCCUCGUAGAACGAAAUGCAUUUCUUCUACAUGAGUUGGAGGCGAGGGAACCGUUGGUGCGGCGUACUGUAGAGCUACAAGCACAUUCAGAGCUCCUCAACAAAAUGCAACAGCAGCGCUUGCUUCGGAACCGUGGUAAAUGA
Messenger RNA from Trypanosoma brucei brucei TREU927, 771 nucleotides. RefSeq lists its product as hypothetical. The transcript has a single exon. The record is from RefSeq and is a predicted model, not a curated record. Lineage: Eukaryota; Euglenozoa; Kinetoplastea; Trypanosomatida; Trypanosomatidae. The coding region runs from base 1 to 771 and encodes 256 amino acids.